Molecule: messenger RNA, 1722 nt
Organism: Pistacia vera
Lineage: Eukaryota; Viridiplantae; Streptophyta; Magnoliopsida; Sapindales; Anacardiaceae
Product: transcription initiation factor IIB-like
Exons: 1
Coding region: 458-1372 (304 amino acids)
Biological process (GO): DNA-templated transcription initiation; transcription preinitiation complex assembly
Cellular component (GO): transcription preinitiation complex; nucleus
Molecular function (GO): TBP-class protein binding
Source: RefSeq, a predicted model, not a curated record
AUUUUGAUAUUAUACUGUAUUUUUGAUAAUUCUCUGGCUGUGGCCUGUGUGGUCCUAUGAUGACUACAAUUUUUUUUCCCAUGUAACUGAAAGAGGACUUUUCAUCUUCUCAAAAGCCAUACAGGAGAUAUCGGACCAAUGGAGCCAAAUUAGGGAAAAAGGGAUAUUCUUAUUAGAAUCUUUGCCUCUCUUUUAAUGCUUUUCAUUAAAUAAGGAAAAACCAGCAAAUUGAAUUGGCAUAUUUACCAUCUUUAUCCCUUCUGAGUAUCUGUCUUGUCAAAUCCAACUUCAUCUAUUAUUUUAUUAAAAAUUGAAAAAGGUGAAUUUGAUACACACAAGGACUCCAAACUCCCAAUUGUCUCAGGACAAUAAGUGGUCAUUAUAAAUAUGCCACCUUUCUAACCAAGGGGCUAAAAACGAAACCCUAUCGAUACAACACAUCAUCAAGAUUCAAAGAAUGGAUUUUGAUUACUGUUUUGAGUGCAAAAAGAACACUGACAUUGUUAUAGAUCACAGGCAAGGAGACAGAGUUUGUACCGAAUGUGGUUUAGUUCUUGAAGCUUGUGGCAUUGACGAGACUGCAGAAUGGAGAAACUUUAACGAUGACAACAAUGACAAAGAUCCUAACCGUGUUGGCAGUGUAAUGAGCCCGCUUCUAAAUCAUGGCAAUCAGCUCGUUACACUUAUCUCUAAUCCCCACAAGAUUGCUGAUCAUUCUGGGGAUGUUUUGUUUUCCAAAAGGUUGCAUAAUCCGGAUAAAAAUUUGGUUAAAGGGUUAGACAUCAUUGCCUCAAUGGCUGAUAGUUUAGGUCUGGUUGCGACGAUCAAGAACCGGGCUGAUGAGAUAUAUGUGAAAGUAGAGGAACAUAAAUUGUGCAGAGGAAAGAAGCUGAAUGCAAUCUUGGCUGCUUGUUUGUUCAUUGCUUGCAGAGAAAGUAAGCUCUCGCGGACGCUGAAGGAAUUGAGCACUGUGGCAGAUGGAGUGAAAGUGAAGGAGAUUAACAAGGCAAUUGAGGUUAUAAAGAAGCAGCUUGAGGUUCACAUGGGUGGCGUGGCGACGGUGGAGCUUGUAAGGAGGUUUUGCAGCAAUCUUGGGAUGAAAAAUCAGGGUGUUGUGGCAGUACAAGAAGCUGUGACAAAUGCUGAGGAGUUUGAUAUAAGGAGGACUCCAAAAUCUGUUCUUGCCGCAAUUAUUUACAUGAUUACACAGCUUUCAGGUGAUAAAAAGUCUUUGAAAGAUAUCUCAGUGAGUGCUGAAGUUGCAGAAUUGACAAUCAAGAAAUCUUAUAACGAUCUUUAUCCUUAUGCUACAAGGUUCAUACCCCAUUGGUAUGCAAAGGAAGAAGACAUUAAGAAGCUUUGUCUCCUUUGAGAUUGUGCAGCAAAUAAUUGUAAAUUGGUCAGGUUUAAUUGGAUUUGAGACUAUAUAUUCAUGUCAUGAAUAUAAAUAAGGCAUCUUUUGUCUCUUCAGAAAAUUGCGCAAGUCCCGAAUAGGAGUCAGGGUAACCUAAGGCCUUAGCCCAAACUCAGAAGGCAAUACAUGAAAGGGCCCAGUUUUAGAAAAGUCCAUACCCUAAAAGAACAUGGAUCUACAACUUUAUUUAUGGGUAGUUUUAGUAAACCCCCAUGAGUGUAACGAUAUACAAUGAUCACUCUCAAAUAUCGAAAAUAGGAGGGUAAACCCCCUUGUUUUUACGGAUUGUUGUCAAUGGUAUAAUUUAU